Durotheca rogersii is the source of this 1845-nucleotide messenger RNA. RefSeq lists its product as uncharacterized. Lineage: Eukaryota; Fungi; Ascomycota; Sordariomycetes; Xylariales; Xylariaceae. The transcript is spliced from 3 exons. The record is from RefSeq and is a predicted model, not a curated record. The coding region runs from base 1 to 1845 and encodes 614 amino acids.
AUGGCUGAUCCGUUCGGGAUUAUUGGUGUCGUCGGCGUCGCGGGCCAGCUCAUCCAGAUCGGCGUCCGGCUUGGCCUGGACUGGAAAGAUGCACCUGACGAUGCCAAGAGCUUCAUGGCCGAGCUCCAGGCUCUGAAAACAGUCCUAUCCGAAACGAACACAAAUGUCAUACUCAAUCAAGACUUUGUGGAUGCAUUUCACGGUCGGCAUUCCACGUUGCUCUCGCAGUUUGGAGCUCCGGCGCCGACAGACACCCAGAUGAUGGUGUCGGCCUGUCGAGUCGAGCUGGAAAGUCUCCUUGAAGACUUCAGGAAGCGGGCUCAGGGCCACCGAGUCGGAUGGGAGCGAUUAAAAGGAGCCUUUCAUGCCACGAAAACGCGGGAGGCAGUAGAGAAUCUUCACAGGCAAUGCGUGGCCUUGAAUAACCUGGUGGCUAUCGACGCAGUCGCGCUAGCAGCAAGCACCCAUCGGGAAGUCAAAGAGAGCAGGAGAGAGCAGCAGCAGAUGCAUAGCACUCUGAAUCAGUUGCGUGACCGCCACGACAGUCGGGAAGCCUGCGACGAACAAAAAAAUAUCCUCGACUGGCUCACGCCAGUUGACUUCGCUCCGCAGCAACUUGAUUUCAUCAAUCGUCGGCAAGCUGGAACUGGCCAGUGGCUCCUGGACUCAGCACAGUUCAAGGCGUGGGUGGAGGCCGACAAGCAGACCCUCUUUUGCCCAGGCAUUCCCGGAGCGGGAAAGACAAUCCUCACGUCGAUUGUGGUCGACGAGCUCACUACUCGCCUCAAUAAUGACGAGAGCAUCGGUCUUGCAUACGUCUAUUGCAACUUCCGGCGGCAAGACGAGCAGGGGGCCGGAGACCUCCUCGCCAGUCUGCUAAAACAGCUAGCUCAAGACCGGCCGUCUCUGCCAGACAGCGUGAGGUCUCUCUACGAAAGGCACAAAGGCAAGCGGACGCGGCCAUCAUACGACGAAAUAUCGAGAGCUCUCCGUUCUGUGGCUGCUCUGUAUUCGAGGGUCUUCGUCACGGUUGACGCCCUCGACGAAUGCCAGGCAAUCGGUGGCUGCCGAGCAAAACUCCUUUCAGAGAUCUUCGACCUCCAAGCCAAGUCUGGAGUCAACGUCUUCGCGACGUCAAGAUUUAUUCCCGAGAUUACAGAGAAAUUCGAGGGCAGCCUGUCGUUGGAGAUUCGAGCCAGCGAACAUGACGUGCGGAGAUACGUAGACGGUCACAUAUCGCACCUACCAUCCUUUGUCAGACGAAGUCCAGACCUGCAAGAGGAGAUCAAAUCUGAGAUCAUCAAAGCUGUCGACGGCAUGUUUUUACUCGCGCAACUUCACCUGGAUUCUUUGAUCGGGAAGAGAUCCCCGAAGGCUGUUCGAACCGCUCUGGUAAAACUGCCUAGGGGUUCUGAAGCGUAUGACCGUGCAUACGAUGAUGCAAUGGACCGGAUCGAAGGACAGGUCGGUGACCAGGCAGAGCUUGCUAAACAGGUUCUGUCAUGGAUCACUUGCGCAAAGAGACCGUUGACCACGUUGGAACUCCGGCAUGCACUUGCUGUCGAAGCCGGAGCAUCAGAACUCGACGAAGAUAACCUUCCACAAAUUGAAGAUAUGGUCUCAGUGUGUGCUGGGCUGGCCACGGUCGACGAAGAAAGUGGCAUCAUCCGGCUGGUUCAUUACACGACACAGGAGUAUUUUGAGCGGAUGCAGAAACACCAAUUCCCGAAUGCACAGACCGAUAUCACGACCACGCCGAGUUUGAAGAGCGACUACGACUCAAUCCGCUCUAUGGCUACGCCGCACAGCAUUGGGGACAUCAUGCUCGGGAGGCUAAUACAGUAA